Molecule: messenger RNA, 630 nt
Organism: Prorocentrum cordatum
Lineage: Eukaryota; Dinophyceae; Prorocentrales; Prorocentraceae
Source: the annotation of a GenBank genome assembly
AUGCGGCGCCACACGGCGGCGGUCGUGGCGCUCGGGGAGCGCAGGCAGUGGAGGCAGGCGCUGCACCUCCUGGGCAGCCUGCCGCAGCCCAACACCAUCGUCUGCAACGCCGCGAUCACCGCCUGCGGCCGGGGCCGCCAGUGGCCCCAUGCCCUGGCGCUCCUGGCUCAGAUGCGCGGCCACGGCCCCCCUCCCGACGCCGUGACGUACGGCGCUUGCGCCAGCGCGUGCGACAAGGCCGGCCAGCCAGCAGCUGCGCUGGAGCUGUUGGGCAGCUUGCGCGCCUGGCGCGUGCGGCCCGACCCCGCCACCACCAGCGCGCUGGUCAGCGCCUGCAGCCGCGGGCUGCGGUGGCUGCAGGCGCUCGACGUCGCGGCGGAGCUGGCCGAGGCGGCCGACCCAGGCGCCCCAAAGGACGGACGCCGUGCUGCUGGGCGCGAUCGUGAGCGCGCACGCGCGCGGGAGCCGCUGGGCGGACGCCCUGGGCCUCCUUCGACGGGCGCGGGCUGCUGGCGCGCAGAUUGGCCUUGUCCUCUGCGGCGCAGCCGCCGGCGCAUGCUGCGAGGGCGCGUGGUGGGCGGGAGCCUUGUCCCUCCUGGAGGGCAUGCGGCGGAAGGGCCCGCGCCCUGA